Messenger RNA from Vigna radiata var. radiata (mung bean), 2671 nucleotides. RefSeq names its product probable serine/threonine-protein kinase WNK4. Gene Ontology annotation, biological process: intracellular signal transduction; protein phosphorylation. Gene Ontology annotation, molecular function: ATP binding; protein serine/threonine kinase activity. NCBI's taxonomy places the organism in Eukaryota, Viridiplantae, Streptophyta, Magnoliopsida, Fabales, Fabaceae. Bases 776 to 2605 code for a protein of 609 amino acids. The record is from RefSeq and is a predicted model, not a curated record. The transcript is spliced from 7 exons. Gene Ontology annotation, cellular component: cytoplasm.
CUCUCUUUAUCAUUAUCAUUAAUAUUAUAACAACAUGUUUUUCACCAACCAUUGUUCAUUAUAAAUUUACUCUACAAAGCCUGAAACCACCCAAAAUUCUCACCUUCUCAACUUCAUCUCCUCUCUGUAAUAGUUCCCUCUCUGCAUUAUCCCACUCUGUUUUUCUCUUCUUGCUCUGUUUCAUUGGUCUUCCCCUGUUACUCACCAAUGAUUACACCAAAGCGGGUCCACAGAUUCUUCAAGUUCCGUGCUUUAGUGCAUUCCCUUAUCUAUGCCAACCAUUCUUUGUGCCCUGUGAAUGCCCAAAACUGACCCUGUGCUCAACCCUUAUCUGCCACAAGUCCCCUGCAUCCAAAGGAAGUACUUUGACACCAACCUGUCACUUUCCUUGUCAAAUAGUACCUCCUUAUUCUCCCAUCCAAUCACCCACACCUUGCCCCACUUUCUCAUCCUUGAAACUUUGGUUUUCAAAUAGAACAGAAACUAGAAAAAUCAAAUGGUUGCUAAGGACUAUAACCACUUAACAUGUACGGUUCUCAACAUGGGCAAAAUCAUGCAGAGCAUUGACUAUUCUACACUUUUCUGGUUAUUUUUUGGGGUCUUCUCUCACGUAAAUCAUGAAGGAAAGCCUCGAAUCUAGGAUAAUACCAUAAGACAAUCUUGUUCUAUCCCUUUCUUAUUUUCUGCACAAAGAAAGCUGCAGCCCGUAAGAGAUAGUGUUUCAGCAAAUAUAAGAGGCUGUUGUCAAGUUAGUACAUAUAGAUAACUAUCGAUCAUGGCAGAACAUUGUUAUGUGGAAACCGACCCAACUGGUCGUUAUGGCAGGUUUGGAGACGUUCUUGGAAAAGGGGCAAUGAAGACUGUGUACAAAGCAAUUGAUGAGGUUCUUGGAAUUGAGGUAGCAUGGAACCAAGUCAGACUCAACGAGGCCCUUCGCACUCCUGAAGAUUUGCAGAGGCUUUACUCAGAGGUUCAUCUCCUCAGUACCCUCAAGCAUCAGUCCAUCAUAAGAUUCUACACUUCUUGGAUUGAUGUUGAUAACAGGGCCUUCAACUUUAUCACAGAAUUGUUCACAUCAGGGUCACUUAGAGAAUACAGGAAGAAAUAUGAGCGUGUCAGCAUACAAGCUAUAAAGAAUUGGGCUCGCCAAAUCUUACAAGGUCUUGUUUAUCUACAUGGCCAUGAUCCACCAGUUAUCCACAGGGACCUUAAAUGUGAUAACAUAUUUGUUAAUGGUCAUCUUGGACAAGUAAAAAUUGGUGACCUGGGACUUGCUGCAAUUCUUCGUGGAUCCCAAUCAGCACACAGUGUCAUAGGUACUCCUGAGUUCAUGGCACCAGAGUUGUACGAGGAAGAAUACAAUGAACUUGCUGAUGUGUACUCAUUUGGCAUGUGUGUGUUGGAAAUGCUUACAUCGGAAUAUCCAUAUAGUGAAUGUUCUAAUCCAGCCCAAAUCUACAAGAAAGUGACAUCGGGAAAACUACCAAUGGCGUUUUUCCGGAUUGAAGACAUGGAAGCACAAAGGUUUAUUGGAAAAUGCUUGCUACCUGCAGAAAAGAGGCCUUCGGCAAAAGAAUUGUUGCUUGACCUGUUUCUUGCAUCUGAUGAUCCAUCAUCAACAACGAAAUUUGCAAUUCAGAAGCCAUUUUUAAAUGCCACUGAGAUGGAGAAACUACAAUUAAAUGAUGAUCUUCCGAGGACUGGAAUGAAAGUGAUAGGAAAACUGAAUCCUGAAGAUGAUACUAUCUUUCUCAAAGUACAAAUUUCUGAUAAGAAUGGUUCUGUUAGGAAUGUAUUCUUUCCCUUUGACAUUUUCAAUGACACCCCUAUUGAUGUUGCAACUGAGAUGGUGAAAGAGUUGGAGAUUUCUGAUUGGGAACCUUUUGAGAUUGCAAAUAUGAUUGAUAGAGAGAUAUCUGCUCUGCUACCUCAGAAGAGGCAAACUAGCUGUUCAGAUGCCUUCCACACAUUCAGUUAUAUAGAUGAUGAUGAUUGUGAUGAUAAUGAUGCACCUCAUCAUCAUUUUCGCUCCUUCUCUUCAAGUUCAUCAUUCCAAGAAUCAAUGCCAGAUUUUGUCAGUAAAGCUGAGGAAAUAUCAAGUGGAUAUUAUUGGCUCCAUGAUGAUUCACAUGAUGAUACCAGUUCACGAUGCUCUUCACAGGGGACAUAUUCCAACCUGAAUUACUCUUCUGUGGAUGAUCAUCAGGAUCAGUACAAUAUGCCUUCUUUGAGAAAAGAUAAACUUCCCAUCAUGAAGAGUCACUGCAAGGGCAAAAAGGUUUCCCCUGGCGAAGACUUGAGCAAUUUCAACCAAUGUAAAUUCAUGGCAGGAUCACAGGUUCCUUUUACUAGUAAAAGUAAGAUGAUGAUGAACAAUCAAAGGUUAACAAGGAACAGGUCAUUGAUUGAUAUAAGGAGCCAACUAUUACACCGAUCACUGGUUGAGGAGGUCAACAAAAGAAGGUUGUUCAAGACAGUUGGUGCUGUGGAAAAUAUUGGAUUUCAGGCACCUUGUGAUGUUACAACAAAAAGGUCACAUCAUGUAUCUGCUGCUAGGAAUGAGAACUGUUCAAGGAGGGGCAAGGGGGACAAAAAUAAGAGAUGAAAACAUUUACAUGUGUCUCUUGAACAUUGAACAAUAAAUAAAUGGAAUGCAUAGCCUUUUGUGUUA